This is a messenger RNA of Trematomus bernacchii (emerald rockcod), 3151 nucleotides long. RefSeq names its product Golgi phosphoprotein 3-like. Bases 196 to 1059 code for a protein of 287 amino acids. The transcript has 5 exons. The record is from RefSeq and is a predicted model, not a curated record. NCBI's taxonomy places the organism in Eukaryota, Metazoa, Chordata, Actinopteri, Perciformes, Nototheniidae. Gene Ontology annotation, cellular component: Golgi cisterna; trans-Golgi network; cytosol. Gene Ontology annotation, biological process: Golgi vesicle budding; Golgi to plasma membrane protein transport; Golgi organization. Gene Ontology annotation, molecular function: phosphatidylinositol-4-phosphate binding.
AUGUUGGCUCCGGAAGUGGGCAGAUCCGAAGCAGGAAUCCGGAGCUGAGCUUCACGUCAAACGGCUGAGAGUUUUAUCCGACCUGUGGGCCGUUUCCCCCGGUUCUCACCUCUAACACUCACCCUACAUGCUGCGGGGCUCUCCGGUCGCUUCAGGUAGGCGCUUCUCUUCGGGAUCUGCUCGAGUUUCACAGCCAUGGCCUCUCUGAAGCAGAGGACCUCGGGCCUCGUCCAGCGGAAGAACGACAGGGAGUCCGGCGAGGAAGAGGACGAGGCUCGCCGCUGCGGGGAGGAGGACGACCAGGAGCAGGACGACAAGGGGGACUCUAAGGAGACCCGCCUGACCCUGAUGGAGGAGGUGCUGCUGCUGGGCCUCAAGGAUCAGGAGGGCUACACGUCCUUCUGGAACGACUGCAUCUCCUCUGGGCUGCGGGGCUGCAUGCUGGUGGAGCUCGCUCUCAGAGGGAGGCUCACUCUGGAGGCCUGUGGGGUGAGGAGGAGGAGCCUGCUGUCCAGGAAGGUCAUCUGUAAGUCUGACGCGCCGACAGGAGACGUUCUGCUGGACGAGGCUCUGAAGCACAUCAAGGACACGCAGCCUCCAGAGACCGUGCAGAGCUGGAUAGAGCUGCUCAGCGGAGAGACCUGGAAUCCCCUGAAGCUUCACUACCAGCUGAGGAACGUGCGGGAACGUCUGGCCAAAAACCUGGUGGAGAAAGGCGUCCUGACCACGGAGAAACAGAACUUCCUGCUGUUCGACAUGACCACACACCCGCUCACCAACAACACCAUCAAACAGCGCCUCGUCAAGAAGGUCCAGGAGUCGGUUCUGGAGAAGUGGGUGAACGACCCCCAUCGUAUGGACAAGAGGGUCCUCUCUCUGAUCCUCCUCGCCCACUCCUCAGACGUCCUGGAGAACGCCUUCGCCCCCCUGCAGGACGAGCAGUACGACCUGGGCAUGAAGAGAGUCCACACCCUGCUGGAGCUGGAGCCCGAGAAGGAGAGCGCCAAACCCAACGUCAACGAACUCAUGUGGGCCGUGGUGGCCGCCUUCACUAAAUGAAAACGUGUGUGUUAUUUAAUCAUCUGAAGGACUUCGGCUUUAAUGAGACGGACUUCACUUUAAUGAGACAAUCUGUUUUGGGUUUUGGGGGGGGGGGGAGCCAGUGUUUGUACAUCUUAUUCCCAGGAUGGCGUUUCGGUGGCAGUCCGUAUUAAAAACCCAAUCUGAUCGGUGGUGGUGGGCUUCACCGAGUAAGGGAGGAUUUCUAAAUGAUAAAACGACUGCUUUCACACAGUGCGAGACUGGACUCACACACCAGCAAAGGUUAGAUAACAGUCGUGGUGAGAAAGAAGACCAGGUUCGACACUAAGGAAACAUCUCCACAUUACUACAAGGAUCGGACCACAUCCCGGUCCACUGCAAAGAGGUCUGCUCCGCAUGCUCUUUGCACUCCAUCCUUUCAUUCCCACGUGUGUUGGGAGUUAGCAAACCAGAAUGUUCUUCUCAUUAAAAUCCCUUUUUUUUCUCCUCGGUUCCUCCUCAGAGCGUUUUGAGGAGGAAGCGCAGGACAUCCUCGUAGACCUAAAUGAAGAAAAAGUCUUUAUUAGUUGCAAUGGGUCCAUCCUGUGUUUAUUACAGAAUGAGACCAGUCUUCCAUUUGUAUUUAUGUUGCUUGGAGUAGUCCGCCAUUUAUCCACUAUUUUUGCACAGCAGCCCUGCAGGUAGGAUCGUAUUUAUAAGGGGAUUUUCUUGGGUCGAGCAGAAGAGAUUUAAAUAAUCAUGAACCUUAGCAAACAUGGUCAAAACAAAUCUCACUUAUUUUGUCUACAGCUAUAAAGAGUACUUACAAAUCAUUCCACAUAUAGAAAGCUUCUGUUGUUAUUUUUAUUGUUACGUGUUGACAAGAUUGACAGUGAGUGUGAAAGGGUCGACUCACCCAAAUUACUAUAUAUUUUUUUUUUAAACAAAUGCUCUCAGUUAUACGGAAGACGUUUAAGGCCACGUACGUUUUGAGAUUUUCAGAAAGAAAUGGACAUGUUUUUCUCCAAUUUCUGAGUUUAAAUUUGAAAUUCAGAUUUUCUUUCUCUGCAAAUUCUGAUUUUUUUUUAUCGAUUUUCGCAGUUUUAAGAUAGAAAACUGGCUUUUUUUCUAAGUGGCUCUAAUCCUCUUCUGUACAACAAGGGUUUUCAUUUGAGUUACUUUCAUCUGAAUACAAAGGGGGUAAAUGGAAUUUCUUUAAAAGAUGCACAGGAAGACUCCACCAACUUCUAUCUCGCCCUGCCCUGCUCCAUUACCCACUGUGAAGUCCUCGGGCAAUUUCCAGUUCACAUCAGGAUUAUCCUUCUGAUGGUUAAAGUGGUCAAGCAUCAUCUCCGGGACAGUUGUCGACACUUUCUCCCUUGAGUUGUCAUUCCAGAUGAGCUCAGGGUUCUCUGAAGCUACGUCUCUUCCAAGAGUUUCCUGCUAAUCCAAAAUCUUUACUGUAAACUGUUUUUCCUGGAAAUAUUUUGCACUAAAGAUAACGUCCGUGUUGAACCUCCCUCUGGGAAUUCACUGGACACCAACAGGGGGAAGUGAGGCGAUGCAUUUUGUAAAUUUGGGUAAACCGACCCGUCUUUCAAAGUUUCCCUCUUGCAAUAUGUUGUUCCUUUCAGUUUACAUGUCAAAAUUAGAUCUUAUAUUGUUUCAUACAUGCAGACAAAAGGAGGGUAACUUUGGCGCCUGAAUACUCCUUCAAAACUAAAAAAAACCUAUUAGAUUAAAAACAUACUGUUGUGUAGAUGUGGGUAAACAUCUAUUUCGAUAUAAAAUCCUCCAUCGGGUCUGAUGAGUGCGAUCUUUGUAUGAUCCCCUUUUUGUUUUAUGGCAUACUUAUUUUUCUGUUUUACUUUUGGGUUUUUUUACUACCAACAAAAUACCAGUAGGUGUGAGCAGCUGAUUUUGAGCAGAGAGGAUGCAUGCUGUUGGUGGAGGUGGAGGGUACGUGUGGAUGUAGCCACAGACGAAAGGCUUGUAUGUAAUUAUUAGUCAUUUUAUGUGUACGGUUUAAUGAAACUCAAUGAAAGGGAUCGUCUCUCCUAUCUCUAUAAUUCUGUAUGCUUUUGUAUUACCACACAAAAUAAAGUAAGGAUCCUUUAAGUGCCUGAAUUUA